Molecule: messenger RNA, 1641 nt
Organism: Phacochoerus africanus (Common warthog)
Lineage: Eukaryota; Metazoa; Chordata; Mammalia; Artiodactyla; Suidae
Gene: BORCS8
Product: BLOC-1 related complex subunit 8
Exons: 6
Coding region: 347-706 (119 amino acids)
Cellular component (GO): BORC complex
Source: RefSeq, a predicted model, not a curated record
AAGAAGGGAGUUUAUAUGACCCGAACUGGGCAACGUGUAGAGUGUUCCCCCAGUUUGUCUGCCUCGGGAAAAGAGUUCCGUGAGCGAGGGAGCACUCGCCCCUCCCUCCGACGGGGUGUCCCUCCUGGAAGUUCAGGGAAUCUCCGCCCUCUGAUCACCCACCUCCCUUUUUCUCGAGUCCCUCACUCAGGGCCCCUUUCCUGUCAGGGCAGAGGAAAGGUUGGACAGAGUAGGCCAAUUAGUACUGGAACUGAUGUGAGGCGCCCUGUUUCGUAGGGAAGGUUUAGGCAGUUAUCCCCACCUCCAAACUUCCGGUUCCGGCCCUCCGAAUAGGGCCGAGGCCGCUAUGGAGGAACCCGAGAUGCAGCUCAAGGGGAAGAAAGUCACAGAUAAGUUCACUGAGAGUGUCUACGUCCUGGCCAAUGAGCCGUCCGUGGCCCUGUACCGGCUGCAGGAGCAUGUGCGCCGCUCUCUGCCUGAACUGGCCCAGCAUAAGGCUGACAUGCAGCGGUGGGAGGAGCAGAGCCAGGGAGCCAUCUACACAGUGGAAUAUGCCUGCAGCGCUGUGAAGAACCUUGUUGACAGCAGCGUCUACUUCCGCAGUGUAGAGGGUCUCCUCAAACAGGCCAUCAGCAUCCGAGACCACAUGAAUGCCACGGCCCAGGGCCACAGCCCCGAGGAACCACCCCCACCCUCCUCAGCCUGAUCCCAGAAGAGACUUGGAGGUGCUUCAGCCCCUCUGACCCAGCCAGUCCAAACUGGGCCCUUGGACACAGCCUUGAGGAACUUGGCACGGACCGAAGACAAAGCAAGUAUGGCCAGCGCAUUCCUCCUGUUUCCGCCUGGGGCUUCCAGGCCAGCCAUGGGUGUCCUGAGACGAGGCUUUGCUGCCCCUGGAUUCUUACCUGCCCGCUCAUUGGCCGUGGACACGGCCAAAGCAGUGGCUCCUUGAACCAAUAACUGCCACCACUACAGCCCUGAUCAGGCACCUGCUUGUGCUGGAGCUGUCACAAGAGUCAUCUUUCAUCCUUACAGCCCUGUAAGGCAGGUGUCACCCCAAUACAGAUGGGAAAAGAGAGUCUCCAAGAGGUGGCAUGAUUUGUGCAAGGUCACACAGCUAGGGAAGAGUAGAUCCCAGGCUAGUUUGAUCCCAGCCCUGCCUCUGAUAUGCUGUGUGGCUUGGGGACUGGUGCUAACCCUCUCUGGUCCUGCCUUUCUCCAUCUGACAAAAAAGGCUGGACUGGACCCUCUCUCCAGGCUGAGGCAGACAUUUGUGUUCCUGCCUGCCUUGACAAUGUUCUGCUUUGAGCAGAAAUGCCCACCUCAGGCUCAGGCUAUAUGGAAAAGCCACCCUAAGUCCAGGGGUGGACAUGGGACCCUGUACUGGCUCAUCAGAGCCCCCCAUCUCCCAGGUCACAGUGAUUAAUUUGAGAUGGGCAUGUGGUCUAGUGAGAGGUCUUCCCCGAGAAUUUUGCUGGAAAAGUGUGAAAUGUACCAUCUUCUAUUGGGGUUGUUGAGCUAGGCAGAUGGAAGGGGACACCUGAGAACUUUUCAUGGGGCCCUGGAUCCAGCUGUACCUGACACUAGAAAAUCUUGAUUCUUCAAUUUCAUGAUUCCCUAAAGUUACUAUAUAUGCCAAAA